AUGUGGACCAGGCAUGAGUAGCCGAGCGCAGAUACCAUCCCCAACCCCCCUAUGUGUAUAUUUUUUUAAAUACUUUGUGAGGAAAAACUGUCAACCAUAUCCAAAGUGCAGGACCAAAGAGAAGUAAAUAAUGUAUGCUUUUGUUAGAUUCUUUGAAGACGAUAUGUGCUACGCGUUACCCGUUUCAAAUGUCGAAGAUUUCAGACCUCUGCACAAAACAGAUUUUGAUAAUCAGAAGGUGUAUCUGGUUCACAGAACUGAAGAGAAUGGCAGCGCAGGCCAGCCGUGCGAAGCACAGAUCCUUGCCCUUGCAGAUACAGUAGAGGAAUUUGAAGACAGUAUAAUGCAAAAGAAGAUGAAAAUUCCCAAGAUGUCCAUCAAGAAUUCAGGAAACUCUAUUGAGAACAAUUUUGGAGAGGACAGAAUGCCACUCAGGCAUAAAAAGGCCCUGUCUCAAGACCAUGGACGCCCCCUUUCCAACUCCUCCAAGAGCCUGGCAGCAGUAGUAGCUCGCCUUGAGAGAAAUGCAGCCAGCUCCUGUAUGGAGGGCGAAGAGGACCUGGAUGAGGACCGACUGGCUGAGGAAGGAGAGGAUGCAGACGAUGAAGAUGAAGAUAUGGAGGCAGAGCAUCAGCAACAUCACCAGCAGCAACAACAGCAGCAUUUGGAGGUGGACACGGAUUGUGUGUCUGGCGUAGCUGCAGCUGUGGUUCCUAGAGUCCUGUACGAGGAGCUAGUUCAUAGCUACAGGCAACAGGAGGAGGAGAUGAGGAGGCUGCAGCAGGAGCUGGAGAGAACCCGUAGGCAGCUGGUGCAGCAGGCCAAAAAGCUGAAGGAAUAUGGCAGCUUGCUGACCGAAGUCAAAGAACUGAGGGACUUCAACAGGAGGCUGCAAGACGUACUUCUCAUGAGACUCGGCAGCGAGCCUAUGCAUGACAAUGGCACUCAGACAAUCAAGGCUGAAGUGGUUGAACCCAUUGUUGAGGCGCAGGAGACAUGCAGAGAAGAAGCCAACACCAGUUCCAGCUAUUCACCCUCACCCAGAACAGUAUAUACCUGCAACGAUGGGAAGGUACACCUCGGUGGAGGGAUCUGGGUGGAGGAGGAGAAGUGGCAUCAGCUGCAGCGGACCCAGGGAGAUUCCAAGUUCACAAAGAACCUGGCUGUAAUGAUCUGGGGCACAGAAACCCUCAAGAACCGUAGUGUAACUGGAGUGGCCACCAAAAAGAAGAAAGAUGCCCUGCCCAAACCUCCACUGUCGCCCAGCAAACUGAAAAUCGUUAGAGAGUGUCUCUACGACAGAGUGUCUCAAGAGACAGCCGACAGUGCAGAGAUUACGCAGAGACUGUCCAAAGUGAACAAGUACAUUUGUGAAAAGAUAAUGGACAUCAACAAGUCCAUCAAGAACGAGGAGCGGCGAGAAUCCAAGCUGCUCAUCAGACAGACAGUCAAGAUGGAGAACUUCACCUACGAUGGCAUGUAGUGAUUAACUGUUGUCACGCCAGCGCCUUCUGCCCCAGCUUCCCCGUGGUCCGCAGGAUAUUGAGGGGAAUUGAUAUGGGUGGUUGGGGGAUGUUUGUCAACGUUUCAGGAGCUGAGUUGUUUUCCUCUGACAUGUUGGAUCGGUUAUUAUGUGAAACGUUAAAACAAAUAGACCCCAUCCCAGCUCCCUGUAGAGCAACCAUCACCUUCCUCAGUGCCCAGUUUCCUCAUUGGCUGACAGAAAGCUUUACCCACCAGUGAGAAGUUGAACACGUGUGAACUAGUUUGAUGGUAUGAGUGUUUUUAUAAGCUUUACAGUGGGAUUGGUACAGAGACAUGGUUUAUUGACUUGUGUGCAUUUGUGUCAAAGGAGAGAUUAGAUGUGAUUAAUUGAUUUAUUGUUCUGUGUCAGAACAUAAUUUUGAGUCCUUAAACUUUUAAAAAGUUAGAGGUUAUUUCCCUAGAUAAAGUCUUUUGAUGCUAUAAAGAUGAUGAUGCUAGCUUGCAUUAGAUCUUAGACGUGUGAACGGUUGGAUAUUUUGGUGACUACCCAAUAACUGCUGAGUGUUUGAUAUUGGUACUUACAUAGAACUGCAUAGAAUGGGACAACAGUCUCAACUGGUAACAGCCAUAUUGCAUUUUGCAACAGAGAUUCUGUUGCUCCAAGAGAUUAAUUCUCAGUGUGUGCUCCCCCUUAACUGUAGGUCAAUCACAACACUUCACUUUAUUAAAAAGAGUACUUACAGAGGUUAAAUGUGAAGUAUGACUCUCAUGUAGAGUCUAUAGAGUGCUAUAUUUGUUUUGUUUUUUAUGUUGACCUUUUAGUUAUGAGCAUUCGCCAUCAAUGAGAGAGAGCACAAGGAAAGGUUUUGGUGGGAUAUUUGUGUGUUACUCUCAAUCAAACAUGUCACUUUCAGACAAUUUGACUGUUUAAUUUGUUCUAGUGGUACAGGCAUGUUGAUGCCUUAAAUGGAUUUGGCAAUCACCAGGUGCUGGUAUGCCCCUGGGUUUUCUAGUAGGCUGUGAUUGUAAAUUUAUAGUAAGCUGAAGUGAUGAAGCUUCACCUGCACUUUGCUGUGAGAAUUUAAGAGGUGGCUAGGUACUAUUUUCUGUGUGAUUCACACCAUUAAGCUGAGCUGAGCCGGGCUACUUUCUACCCCCAUGAUGCUGCGCUGCACGGGACAAUGUGGGGAAGAAAAUCAGGGCACGGCUCUGCACGGUUCAGGUCAUCUUCUUGUCUAAGCAGUGUUAGCUGUGGGUAAAGCUGUCUGAAACACUGUUGUACUGUGGAAGUUGUCUGGGCCUGCUGAACCCCAUAAUAACCCCCUCUUUUUUAAAGCCACGCCACUGGGGAACAAAGUAAGGUUGCUCCAGUGACAAUUUCCUCUGAGCUAUGCCAUCAGAACUUUGAAAAUGUCCUCUUUUUCUUGUAUGUUUUUUUAAAAUGUUUUUUUUCUCUCCAGUUGUUUUAUUGUUUUGAUCCAAAAUGGUUUGUGUGGCUGUCUGCAGGCUGGAACUAAAUGCUGCAGAUUGAAAUCUCAACUGUGACCUAGCUGUGGCUAACUGUGAAUCUGCUGCAGAGCUGCCCAUCAAGCCUCUCUCCUCUUCACACUCUAGAUUCUUGUUUGUCAGUUGGUUUAUAUCUCUCUCUCAUUUUGUCUGUCUUGUUUUUUUUUUUUUGUUAUUUCAAAAGUUCAGAUCAGCCUUUUGUUAAGCUACCUUAUAUUUUGGAGAUAUUUUAGUGUACAUAAAACACAUCUUUUUAUUUUUUCCACCAAACAUGGAUAUAUCAGUUUUCUAGUCUUGUUACAGUUUUAAAGGUUCUGGGCAGGUUUUGGUUAAUCUAAUUGAUGUUGUAAUUCCAUGUUACCUGACGAUUUCUUGUGUUUCUUUUUACACCUAUCUUUUUGUUUUGUUUUUCAUAUGAAUUGUUGGCUUUAAGCUUGAUGUUGUAUCCAAAUGUAGAUCAGUGUAAUCUACAAACAAAUGAAAAAAAUAGUUCCUUUUCUUAGCCAAAGUGAUCUCUGUGGAACAAGAGAGACAAGGCUUCCCUUAACAUUAGAUUUUAACAAAGCCCAUACAUUAAGCUACAUUCACAACAUGUUAUAUUUAAUAAACCUCACUUAGAAUUUACCUACUAAUGAUCUGCCACAGUAAGAUGAUAAUCUGUCUCGUGAAACCGUUGUACAAUUGAGAUGCGUAGUUACAUCACCACAAAUCAUUUACAUUAAAUGCACUUUAAACUUCUGGGCAAUUUCUUCAAUCUUAAAGAAAUUUAUUUGUGGUAUUCGUCCUUUUAUAAAAUGCCUAUAUAGAUUAAGGCCUAACAAUCAUUGUAUUAUCAUGAAGCACCUUACAACAUUUUGGUUUAUUGUUUUUUUUUUAUGGCAAGAAUGAGUUAUGGGAUAUCAUUUUGUUUUGUCUGUCAUAUAUAUCCCUGACAUGCCAAUGCUCCAAAACAAGCUUGAUAGAUUUAGUAGUACUACUACUUCCAAAUAUUUAAAUCUGUGAAGAUUUAUUUGGGGUGUUUAGAAAACCAGAUUUCCACAAGUCACACUGAAACUGGACUCUAUAACACCGUCAUGGCCUCCCGAACAAUAAAUGGCAUACAAAUUGACAAGCAAAAGUCAACAACUCUUCUUGGCUUUCAAGCCCAAAACAUGAUUCACCUAUCUAAAGAUAUGUACCUAUGAAAUGUGCAAGCUGACUGGAAUAUGUGCUUUAACUUAAUGUGUGAAGAUGCUGGUUAUGUAUAGAUAUAUAUAGAGAUAAUUAUGUAUUUUUACAAAUGAGUGGUAACUGUAAGCCAAAGUAUUGAAGGCUGAGAUCAAGCUAAAGAAGGGGGAUGCUGACAGCAGCAGGGUUUGCACAAAAAAUAGCCAAGGUAAUAGCUUAGUGAAUCUUAAGCCACCAAAAUGGUGACGUAUUUUUGGGAUUUCCUAAAAAUAUCCCUUUUUCAGUGUCCUUUAGUUUUUUGUUUUCCCUGUACAAAGCAACAUGUGAGGUUUAUAUGCGGUUGCGUGUAUUUAAAAUACAUGCAAUUUAAAAGAAAGAAAAGAUUUCUGUUGUGCAAAGCAACAUGGCUGAAAUUCUGACACAUUGUCGUGUAUUGUGUUUGUGUUUGUUUCUUUGUUGUUUGAUGCCAAAAGGGGUGUGGUUAAAAUAAUGCUUUAAGAUAGAGCAUUAAUAGAGCUAUUACAGCAUCUCAAAUGUUAACCUGUUUUGAAAGGCUGGUUUCCUGGAGCGCGAUGAAGCGUAAUCCUUUAACUAAAACCAUCUUUAGUGGAUGAAAGUUGUAUGGAAGUACUGUAUGUUUUUAACCCAGAUUUGGCUUAAUCUGUUAUGACAAAGCCAAUCUCUGUCUAAUGUACCAAGUCACUUGCAGAGGAGCAGUUUGGGUUUUAGCUGCAUAUUAGUAACAUACACAAAUACAUAACCUGGCAGAGCCAUUAAUAUAGGCUAGUUUGGCUCUGUAACACAACACCAGACCUUCCUGUACUCUCACUGUCACACGCAAGUAGUGAUAAGGAGGAACUGUAACCGCGCUGGCUCUGUGAUCCUCUUCUUGUGUCACCUCUAGUUCCUUAUUCUCCUGACAUUUAUAUGGACUGGAUUUAAAAAUGCUAAUGUAUGUAGAUAAUGGCAAAUCCUGUCCUUCUCGCUUGGUGUUUUGCUUAUGUUGUGAACGCCUGUCAAAGCUUCAGAAGUGAGGGAGCUUUAUGUUGCUUUUUGGCAGUUUGAUUCAGAAAACGAGAUCAGUUCUAGCUUCACUGAGUGGAACAAGAUAAAUGGCUCCAUCUAGCAGUUUUCACAACUAAGUGUACACAAAACACAUUACUGUUUGAGCCUCAGAUACAAUGUCAAACUUACUUCAAAUGAGAAAAAACGGGAGGCACACAUUGUUAGGCCUGUAUUUUUCAGUAACUUUGUAUACAAUCCUCAAACCGGUUCUACUUCAUCUAACUUCACCGUCCUACCUCAUUGUUACUCUGGUGUUUGUUUGUCAGUGACUGUAAACUAUGUGUGUAUAUUAAAAAAAUCUAUAGGAAAGGUAUACUCGGUUACUCUCAACAUGUACAGCAUAUAAAACUUGUAAAACACCUCAGUACACAAUAUCAUUCUUAGGAGAAAUCAGUUUUAUUACAUGCUUAAAGAUGCUGCUGUAAAGGGGUGUCUGCGUGAGGGGUUGUCUCUGAAUAUAUAUCUUCGCUCUUUGCUAUGUCGUGCAGUUGAUCAGUGGUUGUGUUCUGUCUCUAUAUUGCAUUCUGAGAUUUUUACUGGUUGACGGUGCUACCAGCAAACAGUUCAAAAACUGAUCUGUCUAUCGGACCUCAAAUGGUGCUGUUUUUCUAUGUUUUUAUCCUCAUACAACUAUGUUUUAUUCAGGUGUCAACCGCCACUAUCCCCUCAGCUAAUCAGAUUUUAAGCCAAAAUAUUUCGCAAAACGAUAACCCUGCUAUUACUGUAUCAACUAUAUGCUAUCCAUCCAAAUAUUGUAGAUAGUGAUUAUAUCCUCAGCUGUGAGUUUCAGAAGUACCUCAGACCUUGCUGAUUUUCAAUAGAUGCAUCUGCUUCUAGCACCUGUUGUCUACCAAUAUUACAUUGUUGCAGUGUAUUUUCAAUAAUAUGCAUUUUUACUGGUUAGAUCAGGUUUCAUUAUAUAUAGUACAUGAUAAUUAGAACAUAGUACAUGAUAAAUUUAAAGGUUACCACUGUUCACUGGUUGCAUGCCAGAUUGUCAUAAAGGAAAUCUCAGUUGGACCGGGCAGUGUAUGUUACAGUAGAAGAGGUCCUCAGCAAAACCAUGUUCUGUUUGAGUCAAAGUUAAGCCCAGUUUGUUUUACAGAAGCGGGAUUCCAUUGGUAGUUGUAUUUAUAGUGGAAAAAGUUGAUCCCUUAGAAGUGAUUUUGGGACAAACUAGAGCCCCGUCUAUAAUAUCAAGGAGAUCACAGAGAGUCUUCAAGGUACAUUCACAAAGACUGUUUUUGGGGAGUUUCAGCAUGUCACUUUUGGAAUGAUUGAUUUUUAUCUAGUUACCUCUUUAGUCUGUGAUUUCCCCCGUUGUAUUUCAUUGUCCCUUACUGUUGUGUAAACAAUUCAAAUGCAACUUUCAUUGUUUAAAUCUGAAUUUAGUAUAGCAAUCUGUUCAUGAUUAACUUUACUGGGAGCUAAAGUCACAUGUACAGCAAGCAGGAUUCAGUGUCUGGACUUUGGCUGGAUUAUACAAAAAGUGCAUUAUAUUUUGUUUUACCCUGUGCAGUGACACCAAUGGAAUCUUUUCUGCGCCAAAGUGUUUGAUGUAGAGGGGGUUUUUGGGGUGGUUUGCUCAAACUGUCAGUAUGUAUAUACUUGUUUUGUUUGUUUGUUUUUACUCUGACCAUGUCUGUGAACAUGAAAUAUGCUGGGGAACUCCUCUCUACUGUGAGCAGUGUGUGUUCAAAUACACAGCAAUUGGUUUCAUGGAAGCACUUAAGCCAUUUGUUGGACUGUUUCAUAAUGGUUCAAUUUUAAGCUUUGCUCUGGUCCAGGAAAUUGACCCAGAGAGUUUUGUGUGUAAUUGAAUUCCUAUGCAGGUGUUGAGUUGUAAUCACCUGGUACCAUAUCACUGUUUGGUGCAGGGCCAACCAGAGAGAGCUAACUGGAGAGCGAUCAAACCUUUGAAUGUGUCUGCACAGCCUUGAGAUUGUGAGAGUCAAAGGGGACAAUAGCGACAUGACAAAUCCAUACAGAACUAUUACUACAUUUUCAUGGAGUUGAAUUAAACUGAGCUAUACAGGGCUGCUUGGGUAUAUACCUGUCUGUAAUAGUUGUAACUGCAUUGCAAUGAUCAUUGGGGAAAGACAGGGUUAUUACUGUAUGGAGUAUUUCCAGUUGGUAUGAUAAUGUGAAAAGAAUUUCAAGACUAUUGCAGUAAACACUCCCUAACCCUAUUUUAGCCUCCCAGAGGCGAUCUUACAUUUACAGAAGAUGUUAUAAGUAUAUGCGAUAGAGAGUGUACAUGUCUUUGCUAAACCGGCCACACCUCUGCUAUGCGAGCAACUCUUUGACGCUUAGCAUCCUGUUCUGUGUUUUCUCUUGCUGCAUUCAGGAACACCUGUUUAAUGUAUAGAUAAACAGAAAUAAAUCCAGACUUUUAUUCUAUCAGCACAAA
Siniperca chuatsi (mandarin fish) is the source of this 7633-nucleotide messenger RNA. RefSeq names its product BEN domain containing 5 (gene bend5). The record is from RefSeq and is a predicted model, not a curated record. The coding region runs from base 131 to 1483 and encodes 450 amino acids. The transcript has 6 exons. Gene Ontology annotation, molecular function: DNA binding. NCBI's taxonomy places the organism in Eukaryota, Metazoa, Chordata, Actinopteri, Centrarchiformes, Sinipercidae. Gene Ontology annotation, biological process: negative regulation of DNA-templated transcription.